Lasiosphaeria miniovina is the source of this 1488-nucleotide messenger RNA. RefSeq lists its product as uncharacterized. NCBI's taxonomy places the organism in Eukaryota, Fungi, Ascomycota, Sordariomycetes, Sordariales, Lasiosphaeriaceae. The transcript is spliced from 3 exons. Gene Ontology annotation, molecular function: hydrolase activity, acting on carbon-nitrogen (but not peptide) bonds. The record is from RefSeq and is a predicted model, not a curated record. The coding region runs from base 1 to 1488 and encodes 495 amino acids.
AUGGCGCGCAAGACUUUUACCGUUCACACAUCGCUGCUGUUCGACCCCAAGAAGAAGGCCUUUGUCGAAAAUGUGUCAAUGGAGGUCGACCGCGUGGGCGGCUCCAUCGCCCGCGUCUUCUCCCGCGACGACGACGAUGGCGACGAGAUUGCAAAGAAUGACGACGACAUCGAUCUAAGGGGCAAGGUCGUGCUGCCGGGCUUUGUCGACAGCCACGCGCACAUCUUUAUCCACAGCUACGACGAGCGGCCGGCGAGCGAGCAGAUGCGCGACGUGUCUGCCGUGGAGCGGAUCGUGAGAGCCACCAACCACGCGCGCGCCGCUCUGCUGGCCGGAUACACGACGUACCGCGACCUCGGCACAGAGGCGCUGGGCGCCGCCGACGCCAACCUGCGCGACUGCAUCAACCGCGGCAUCACGCCCGGCCCGCGGCUGUUCGUGGCCACCGAGGCCCUGGCCAGCAGCGGGUCGUACGAGACGCGCGUCGAGAACCGGUCGCUGGGCGGCCGCGGCACCGGUAUUGGCAGCGGGCUGACGGCGCCGCGCGCUUCGGAUGCCGCUGAUGGUGUCGACGGCGUGCGUGCCGCCGUGCGGAGGCGUGUUGGUGACGGCGCCGACCUAAUCAAGUUCUACGCCGACUACCGCCGUAAGAUAGGCCCGAGGGAAGACGGCGACAUCCUGUUUCCGCCGGCGCGGCGCAACCCGGCGGUGCCGUUGUUCACGCAGGAGGAGAUGGACGCCAUCGUCAGCGAGGCGAACCUGGCCGAGAUCCCCGUGGCGGCACACUGCGGCGAGACCCGGACGGCGCUGAUGGCGGCACGGGCCGGGGUGACGAGCGUGGAGCACAUCUUCGAGGACACGCACGCGGUGGCGGACGAGCUGUUCGCGGCGCUGCGGCGGGGCAACGUGCUCUGGGUGCCGACGCUGGCAGCGGCGGAGCUGCUGUCGCGGCCCAUAUUCGAGCAGGUCAAGGCGUCGGUCAAGCGGGCGCACGCCAGCGGGGUGCGGUUCGCGGCGGGCGGCGACACGGGCACCUUCAACCACGGGCUCAACGCGCGCGAGCUCGAGGUCAUGGUCGAGGCCGGCAUCCCGCUCGUCGACGUGCUCGUCGCCGCCACCGUCGGCGGCUGGGAGGCCUGCGGCGGCGACCGCUCCGGCUUUCGCUUCGGCUGGUUCGAGCACGGCAACCGCGCCGACAUCAUCGCCCUCGACGCCGACCCGCGCGACGACACCAGGGCCCUGCGCAAGGUCAGCUUCGUCAUGAAGGACGGCCAGGUCUGGAAGCACCGCGGCCAGCCCGUCGCCGACAUGGUUCCCGUGCCGCAGUGGCCGGACAGCAACGGCGGCAGCAGCGACGGGGGUGGUGCCGACAGCGACGAGUGCAUCGACGACGGCGAGCCGUGGACCAAUCUGAGUGCGGCUAGGCCGCAUAGAUUGUCCAUGUCGGUGCCGCUGCCCGUGUACCAGCCAAGAAAUGCCCCUGUCUAG